AUAUCAAUAAUAUUAAAGAUCAUUCAAAAUAUUUCAAUAUGACAAAAAAUUAUUCUACAGAAACGUCUAUUCCAUCUAAAUUAAAGGGCUCUAAAGAUCAUAAUGAUUUUUUAAAUAGAAUUACUAAAUCAUUGUAUUAUAUUGAAUUUCCUGUGACGGAUUGUCUCAGUUUGCCUGUUACUGACAAAUUAAUGUUUUUAGAAAUGGCGGCAGAACUUUUUAAUGGGGUGAAUCAUACAUUAGAUCGAUUAGAUGUGGAAGAAGCGAGUAAAAUUUCUAGAAAUGCUUGCGUUUCCCCAUGUUCUUUGAUCUUAGCUUUAUUAUAUAUAGAAAAAUUAAAAGAUUGUAAUCCAGAGUAUCUCCAUCAAGUGGCACCUUCCAAACUGUUUCUUGUUUCUUUAAUGGUAGCUACUAAAUUUUUGAAUGACGACGGAGAAGAAGAUCAAGUUUUUAAUCAAGAAUGGGCUCUAUCAAGCAAUCUAAGUGUAUCACAGAUGAAUCAAUUGGAAAAGGAGUUCUUAAAUGCUAUUGAUUGGUGUGUAUUUAUUCAAAAUCAAGAUUUUUGGAAGAAACUACAAGAACUGGAAAAAGAUAUUGCCUAUAAAGAAGCUCAAAAACGUGGCUGGUUUUCUUAUACAGAAUUGAGCUGUCUUAUGGAUUCUAUUAAACUGCUAUCUCUUGUUCAUGAAUUUAUAAAUAUAUAUUCUGUUUGUUUAGUAGCGUAUGCUAUUGGAGUUGUAACUAUUUUGGGAUCUGCUAUAGUUACCAGUCAUUUACCAGGUACACAACUUGGUUCAAUGAUAUCAAGAAAUACUGAAAAUAUAACAAACGUAAGCGUCAAUAUGGUCGAAGAAAAAGAAAGACUAAACCAAGAUAUUGAAAUACCAGAUGUAUUUACAACGAUGGAUUUUAUACAUGCUACAAAAUCUGAUAAAUCAUGCAAAAGUAAUGCAGGAGUAAACACAUCCUGGAAAUGGUUACGUUCUAUCGUUAAUUGGCUUCACGAAGAUACAUAUUUAAAUUCACAAGCAUUAGUACCAAUGAAUAAUGUACACUUUAUCGAUGAUAUCUCAUUUUCUAUUACAAGUAAAUUCAUUAUUAAUAGUAAUUCUUCUACAAUAUUAAUUGUACAAUGAAAAGAAAACUUUGCAUUAGGAAUUAUUGUUUGUUUUGAAAUUUUUUUUUUUUUUUUGACAAAGAUCUUAGUAUUUUCUAUGAACAUUUACGGAAAUAAAAAAAAAUUAUUUAUACAUUGAAAUUAGUAAUAGAAUGAUUUUCUUUUUUCUUU
Messenger RNA from Polistes dominula (European paper wasp), 1288 nucleotides. RefSeq names its product protein CNPPD1. Gene Ontology annotation, molecular function: protein kinase binding; cyclin-dependent protein serine/threonine kinase regulator activity. The record is from RefSeq and is a predicted model, not a curated record. NCBI's taxonomy places the organism in Eukaryota, Metazoa, Arthropoda, Insecta, Hymenoptera, Vespidae. Gene Ontology annotation, cellular component: cyclin-dependent protein kinase holoenzyme complex; nucleus. Gene Ontology annotation, biological process: regulation of cyclin-dependent protein serine/threonine kinase activity.